Molecule: messenger RNA, 1941 nt
Organism: Misgurnus anguillicaudatus (oriental weatherfish)
Lineage: Eukaryota; Metazoa; Chordata; Actinopteri; Cypriniformes; Cobitidae
Gene: setd6
Product: SET domain containing 6, protein lysine methyltransferase
Biological process (GO): peptidyl-lysine monomethylation
Cellular component (GO): nucleus
Molecular function (GO): protein binding; protein-lysine N-methyltransferase activity
Source: RefSeq, a predicted model, not a curated record
GUCAGGGUGCAUUGGAGCGACAGUAAACAUGUUGGCCGAUGUGAUUCUGCUAUGGAUAAGCUUUUCUCUCUUCUUCUUCUUUCUCAUCAAAACCUGCAGCCCCAAAAACUUCCCAUCUAGGCCACAACCCCUCCCGAUAUUUGGCAACCCUGCUACAGUUUAAUCUGGAAAAUCCCAUGCCUGAUUUUAAAAGACAAAUGUACAUCAAGAAGAAGACGCGAGCAGUGCUGGUCACAUGCAGGCUUCUGUGAUCAUUACUGUAUAUUUUGUGAUCAUACAUUUGUAUUUCAUUUAUAAACAUUUUGUUAUUUAUAUCGCUUUUUGAAGAAAAGAUGGCGACAGAUGCAAAAAGGGCAAAGAUAACGUUAGAUGGUAAGACUGAUGUGUUUGAUCCACUGAAGAUUUUCUUGUCAUGGUGUGAUAGUGUGAAUCUGACUCUCAGUGAUAAGGUCUGCUUAAGUAAAGAUGGUACAGUUGCAGAGUAUGGCAUGCUUGCCAAAGAGGACAUUGAAGAGGGACACGUUUUAUUCUCUAUACCCAGAGAGACUCUUCUUCAUCAGGGCACCACUGAGAUCAAAAAGGUGCUUGAAGAUGGUAUGAAAUCUUUAGAGAGUGGAUCGGGCUGGGUUCCUCUUCUUCUGGCCCUCCUUUAUGAGUACACGUCUCCACACUCGCACUGGAAGCCGUACCUGUCCCUCUGGCCUGACUUUAGUACACUGGAUCAUCCCAUGUUCUGGUCAGAAGAGGAGCGGGAUAAACUUCUGAAAGGCACAGGAAUUCCAGAGGCUGUCAAAAGUGAUCUGGAAAAACUUCAUGCCGAAUAUAACGACAUCGUCCUUCCGUUCAUGAAGUCUCAUCCUGAUCUGUGGGAUCCUGAAAAGCACAACCUGGAGCUCUAUAAGAGAUUGGUAGCUUUUGUGAUGGCCUAUAGUUUUCAGGAGCCUGUAGAUGAUGAUGAUGAGGAUGAUGAAGAGAAAGCACCCAGUCCUCCGAUGAUGGUGCCCAUGGCUGACAUGCUGAAUCACAUCUCUAAGCAUAAUGCCAAUCUGGAAUAUACGCCUGAUUGUUUGAAGAUGGUCGCUGUACGACGGAUUGAAAAGGGAGAGGAGGUCUUUAAUACCUACGGUCAGAUGGCAAACUGGCAGCUCUUGCACAUGUACGGCUUUUCAGAGCCGUUUCCAACUAACGUCAAUGACACCGCUGAUGUCCAAAUGUCCAGCGUGUAUGAAGCAGCAAUGCAAGUGACACAAAGCAAAACGGACAAACAACUGUUAUCGGACAAGUGGAAGAUGCUGGGUGAGAUGGAGAUUGUGGGAGAGAAAGGGGUUUUUAUAUUCGGCCAAUCAGGUUCUCUCACCUACAGUGAACUCUACACAACACUCAAGGUCCUGUGCAUGUCGCGGCAAGAGUUCGAGGAGUUCCGUGAAAACGAAGGUUGGGAGGACGAUGAAGGUGAUGAAGAUGAUAAAAUGGAGCAGGCUUUGAAUUUCGAGAGACUGAUGGAGUUGAAGACAGAGUGGAAACGUCUCUUACACGCAGCGGCGAGACUAACACUGAACUCUUAUUCUGAGGAUGUGGAAACUGACAGAAGACUGUUGGAGGAUCAAGAAGCUCUGGCUAAACUCAGCAGCAGAGAGAGAAGAGCCCUGCACGUGCGGUACGGUCAGAAGAGCGUCCUACAGCGUCUGGAGCAGCUCACCAAACCCAAAGACUAACUAAAUAUAUUAAAAUAAUUCAUGUGCAUACUGGGAAAUGCUCUAUUAUUGUGAAGACAACAAAAUGUAUAUGGUGGAAAUUUGUAAACUUUGAUUAUUGACUUUCUUUUUUCUGAAUUGUGCCCCUGUCUGUAAAAUCCAGUCUAUUAGGAGCAUCAAAAGUUUAAUUUCGCUCAUUAAUUUCAAUCUUUGACUCAAUCAGUCAAUAUUAAAGAUAUCAAGGUUA